This is a messenger RNA of Salvia splendens (bonfire salvia), 2860 nucleotides long. RefSeq names its product DNA ligase 1. Gene Ontology annotation, cellular component: nucleus; mitochondrion. Gene Ontology annotation, molecular function: DNA binding; DNA ligase (ATP) activity; ATP binding. The coding region runs from base 129 to 2519 and encodes 796 amino acids. The transcript is spliced from 18 exons. The record is from RefSeq and is a predicted model, not a curated record. Lineage: Eukaryota; Viridiplantae; Streptophyta; Magnoliopsida; Lamiales; Lamiaceae. Gene Ontology annotation, biological process: DNA recombination; DNA repair; lagging strand elongation.
CUUACUGGUUUUUUUCUUUAAUCACAGGUGAAAUUUAGAUGACGAUGUCGUUUUGAGUUUUAGCCUUUGAUGUUCUCGUUCUGCUGUGAAGCCUUCACAAUCCACUGCACAAUUUUCCCGCGCAGUUGAUGUUCUCGUUCUGCUCAUGCCGCCACACCUCACUCCUCGUAUCUCUCUCUCUUAACGUCGCCACAAAACUCACCUCCCGAUCCCCUGUCUCCAUCUCCUCUAAGCAUUUCUUUAAUUCCACCACACUAAACCCUAGUGCACGAACAAUGUCUGGCUCUUCCCGCUCAGCUUUUGAUGUUCUCAUGGCCAAUGCUUCCAAGAAGAAAAAUCAACCGUCCAAGGCUAAAGAAUCAUCACCACGGAAACGUAAAAGCCCAUCUAAACCCCAAUCCCAAACCCCUGAUUUACUUCCACAAAAGGAAGACACACCAGCACCCACUGAAAAUCAAGAUGUUGUGCAGAAUUCGCGCUCGUGUGAAAUCGGUGGGUUGAAAGAUUCAGGUUCAAAUCAAAUUCAGACUAGUAGUAAUGCGGAUAAAGGCUUGGUGGUUGCGAAGAAGCCGAAGUUGUCAAUUACGCCAGAGGAGAGUGUAUCGGAGUUGAAGAAAAAGGCUGUAGAAUUCAAAGCGAAGAAGGCGGCGUAUUGGGGUGAAGGAAAACGGGUGCCUUUCAUGUUUUUAGCAAAGACGUUGGAGGCUGUCUCUAAGGAGUCAGGCAGGAUUGUUAUCACAGGCAUCGUGUGUAAUAUGCUGAGGACAGUGAUGGAGACAGCGCCGGAUGAUCUCUUGGCGGUUAUGUACCUUUUGGUGAAUAGGAUCGCACCUGCUCAUGAGGGUUUGGAGCUUGGUAUUGGGGAAUCUUCGAUUAUCAAGGCACUUGCUGAGGCUUGUGGGGCUAAAGAAGCACAUAUUAAGAAGCAAUACGAGGAACUUGGUGAUCUAGGCCUUGUAGCAAAAGCCAUACGUACGUCGCAGCCUUUGUUGCGUAAACCAGAACCGUUAACCGUUGUUAAAGUCUUUGACACAUUUAGGCUGAUUGCCAAGGAAUCUGGGAAAGAUAGUCAAGAGAAGAAAAAGAAUCUCAUAAAGGCAUUACUAGUUGCAACAACUGAUUGCGAACCUCAAUUUUUGAUUCGUUUGCUCCAGACAAAAUUACGUAUUGGUUUGGCAGAACAAACUCUAUUGGCUGCAUUAGGGCAUGCUGCUGUAUAUUCAGAGAAGCAUUCAGUUUCUGCGAAGGCUGAUCAUUCGCUCGAAGAAGCUGCAAAAAUCAUCAAACAAGUUUAUUCUGUAAUUCCAGUAUACGAUAAAAUCAUUCCGGCUCUUCUUUGUGGUGGUGUGUGGGAUCUACACAAGACAUGUAGCUUUUCACCCGGUAUUCCUGUCGGACCCAUGUUAGCUAAACCUACAAAAGGAGUAUCUGAAAUUGUGGAAAAGUUUCAAGGUAUGGAAUACACCUGCGAAUACAAGUAUGAUGGAGAACGUGCUCAGAUACACUAUAUGGAGAAUGGCUCAGUAGAGAUAUACAGUAGAAAUGCAGAGCGGAACACUGGAAAGUUUCCAGAUGUUGUUGCUGCUAUCACUAGAUUGAAAAAGCCUUCUGUAAAAUCAUUUGUUCUUGACUGCGAACUUGUUGCAUACGAUCGCGAAAAACAGAAAAUCCUACCUUUCCAGAUACUCAGCACUCGUGCUCGGAAAAAUGUUGUCAUGAAUGAAAUCAAAGUCAAUGUUUGCAUAUAUGCUUUCGACAUUCUCUAUCUUGAUGGCCAACUACUCCUGCAGGAGCAACUGAAUGUUCGUAGAGAGCACCUUUACAAAUCAUUUCAAGAAGAACCUGGUUUUUUCCAGUUUGCUACUGCUAUAACAUCAGAUGAUCUUGAGGAAAUACAAAAGUUUCUAGAUGAUGCUGUUAAUUCAAGCUCUGAGGGGUUGAUUAUCAAAACAUUGAAAAAAGAUGCUACGUAUGAACCUUCAAAAAGGUCACUUAACUGGCUAAAACUGAAGAAAGACUACAUGGACACUAUUGGUGAUUCAUUAGAUUUGGUCCCCAUUGCUGCAUUCCAUGGCAGGGGUAAACGUACUGGUGUCUACGGUGCCUUUCUCCUUGCAUGUUAUGACAAUGACAAAGAAGAAUUCCAAAGCAUAUGUAAAAUCGGAACUGGAUUUUCUGAAGCUAUGCUUGAAGAACGUUCUUCUAGUCUUCGCUCAAAAGUUAUUGAGAAGCCAAAGUCAUAUUACAGGUAUGGAGAUACACUUAGUCCGGAUGUGUGGUUUGAACCUAGUGAGGUUUGGGAGGUCAAAGCGGCUGAUCUUACCAUUAGCCCCGUUCACCGAGCUGCCGUUGGCACCGUAGAUCCCGACAAGGGAAUUUCUCUGAGGUUUCCACGUUUACUUCGUGUGCGAGAAGAUAAGAAUCCAGAACAGGCCUCCUCAUCUGAUAUGGUUGCUGAUAUGUACAACGCACAGAAGCACACCCAGAAAGACAACCAAUAUGAAAAUGAUGAUGUUUGAAAUGGGAAAGAGUGGCUUUCAUUAAUUCUGGAAGUGUUAUCUCUUAUAUCAACGCUGAAGGUGGAGCGGGUAAUAUAGGAAGUAGUUGGUGCUCAAGAUUCAGGAGUUCGGCAUUAGAUUGGUAAGACUUCCAAUUGAAAUAUUUUUCCUUUAAUUUAUACUGUGUGAAUGAGGAAACAAUUUUAUGAUAAACUAAUGGGGCCUGAGAGCUAGCAAAUUUUCAUGUUACUAGAAUUUAGAAGUAUGUAUUAGUUUGGUAGCCUUACAAAGGAAAAUAUUAUAUCCAUGCCACAUGGAAUGCACUUGCAAUUUUAAUGGAAAAAUGUAUGGCCUAUUGUUAA